Vombatus ursinus (common wombat) is the source of this 1046-nucleotide messenger RNA. It is a transcript of the gene FLT3LG, whose product is annotated as fms related tyrosine kinase 3 ligand. NCBI's taxonomy places the organism in Eukaryota, Metazoa, Chordata, Mammalia, Diprotodontia, Vombatidae. Gene Ontology annotation, biological process: positive regulation of cell population proliferation. Bases 79 to 849 code for a protein of 256 amino acids. Gene Ontology annotation, molecular function: cytokine activity; receptor tyrosine kinase binding. The transcript has 8 exons. Gene Ontology annotation, cellular component: cell surface; membrane. The record is from RefSeq and is a predicted model, not a curated record.
GCCCAGACCUGCCCUGGGCCUUCCCGGCCUGGACAGGGACCCUGGGCCCGGCAGCGGCAUGAGGGGCCCCAACUCAAGAUGACCGCCCCAGCCUGGCCCCUCACUGCCUUCAAGCUGCUGUUCCUGCCGCUCCUGCUCCCCCAGAACGCCACCGCCAGCGUCGCGGAUACCUGCACCUUCCCCGACAGCCCUAUCAGCUCCACCUUCCUCCAGGCCAUCAGCGACUUGUCUGACUACGUGCUCAGGGACUACCCAGUGGAUGUCCCGGCCAAUCUUCAGGUGGACGAGCAGUGCUGGGCCCUGUGGCACCUGGCCUUGGCCAAGCAAACCCUGGAGCGCCUGAAGCUGGUGGCGGGGAGUAAGCUGCAGGUCCCCCUGGAGGCCGUGUACACCGAGGUCAACUUUGUCAGUCAAUGCAUCAACCAGCCACCUGGCAGCCCUGCAGACCCUCAUCACUCACCAGAGCUUCCAGCCCUGCCAACAGUAUCGCUGCCAGCCAGAGCCCUCCACUGUCUCCACGCUCCCCUCAUCUGGCAGUCUUGGGGCACUGGGAAACACCCUGAGACCACCCAAGCCCUCCCACUUUCAUCUGCUGGCGCUGGGGGUGCUGCCAAUCCUGCUGCUGCUGAUCCUGGUGGCUGCCUGGAGAUGGAAGCAAAGAAAGAGGCAGUCGAGGCCACCAGGAUCCCCCAAGUCCCCAACACCCCAGGGCCCCCCAGACUCUGUCCCCCAGGAUAUGCAGGUGAUGGUGCUUUGAAAGAAGACAUGGAUGUCUGGAGGGCCUUGAAGGCAAAACCCAGAAGCUGGGGCUACCUCCUGAGGAAGCCUUCCGUAAGGAACCCAGCUUAAGACUGGCCUCCUUCCUUUCUCCUUCGAUGAGUCUUGAGUUAUUGCUCUCUUCUUGGGGGGGCUAAGCACCCCCCCCCCAAAAAUGGUGCCUGCUGCCCCUUCUCUCUCCUCGAGAGGGGUAACCUGCAGGGUACCUUUGGACCAGCCCACCCUCUGUACAAAGCUCUGAGGAUGUAUAUAAAACAUUUUCUAAUAGA